AUGCUCUUCCGCUGCUCGAGUCAGUUGCUGCGGCAACAGGCGUUGGACUACGACGUGCGCGCGCGUGAGAUGGCGGAGCGCAACGCAGCACAGACAAAGGAGAUUCGCGAGUGGGAAAAGCGGAUCCAGAGCCUCAAGCGCGAGCUGGAGAAGGACGCGCAAGACGGCGAAACGACCUGUGGUGAAGGCCCGAAGCGUGCCGUAGCGGACACGCGACUCGAGUCGUUGGCUUCCGCAGCUGCGGCAUUCACUGGAGCUGAUACAGUUGAGUCGCUGUUACCUCCAGGCGUCAUUGCUGCCGAGACGACGCUGCAAAACGAGCUGCGAAGACGCAUGCAAAAGAUGCAGGACUUUUGCAACAGCGUGCCGGGGUUCAUCCAUUCGCAGGACGAGCAGCAAUCGCGUCAUUACUAA
Hyaloperonospora brassicae is the source of this 414-nucleotide messenger RNA. The record is from the annotation of a GenBank genome assembly. NCBI's taxonomy places the organism in Eukaryota, Oomycota, Peronosporomycetes, Peronosporales, Peronosporaceae.